CAGCGGCACCGCCAUCCGGCGAGCGAUCGGCACCGAGACACCGAGCGAGUGAUCGGCUCUGAGACACCGAACACCGAGCGGGGCCGCACCGAGACACCGACAGCGGCACCGCCAUCCGGCGAGCGAUCGGCACCGAGACACCGAGCGAGCGACCGGCCCGCCAUGGCUCCCGCCAGGACGAAGGGCGGCUCGAGCACGCGCAGCAGGAAGCUCGCGGCCAUCCUGAAGGAUUUCGACUGCGAGGUGAACCAGCGGCUGGAGCGGCUGCGGGCGGACGAGGAGCGGCUGGUGAAGGAGGUGGAGAAGCGGUACGACAUGGAGAUCCUGCGCCUGCCGCUGGAGCUGCGCCAGCUGAACUGGCUCGAGUUCUUCGGUAAAGAAGGAAGUGGAAAGGCACUGGAGGAGGUGGCCAUGGCAGACUUGGAAAUAGCAGAAAUAGACAAGCGGACAGCAGAAGUUAUCAAUACUCAGUUUGAAAUCGUCAAGAAAGAGGAGAAAUCCAAAAGGAGUGUUGAAGCCAUCAAGGAGGAAGCAGAGCCUCCGUCACUUCCUCUGCCAAAGAAAUCCAGAGUUGACAGCCAGUGUCCUUCAGAGACAGAGGCUGAGAGUGUGAAUCCAAGAUCUGCAAAGGUGAAGGCGUCCACCAAAAAGCCGCCCAUGUCCAGAGGACCCCGGUCAGCGAGAGUGAAGCACAGGAGCAAGAGAUCAAGCAAAAACAGCUUUAUCACUCCAGCUACUGGGAGAAUGGGUGAUUUCUGUGCUCAGGGAGGUACCUCCAUGAUCACACCCAGAUUUGAUUCUAGGGUGUUCAAGACGCCGGGCUUGCGCACGCCCGCGCUCAACGAGCGCGUUUACACCAUCUCUGCCAACGGCAGCCCCCUCGCCGACACCGGGGACGCCUUCCUGACCCUGCCCCUGGGUGGAGGGGAGAGCAUACGUUUGACAGCAAAGGAUUUGACCAAGAAGAAUUUUCUUCAGCUGAACCCCAAGGCCCGGGGGCUCAUGAAGAAGUUGUCAGUUUGUCUCACCAAGGCUUGCAGCGAGGCAAAGAAACCCGUGGAUGGAAGUCACUGAGUGAUGCCAUCCCUCUGCAAAUACGUGUUACAUUUAGGACUGAUACCUUCAUUUAGUUCUUCUCAUUUGUAUUCCUUUCAUUAAUUUACAGAAUGAAAGCUAAGAGCUAGUUUUUUCUAUCUAUAAUAUGUACUGUAUGUAAUGCAAUCAAAAUAAAUUGCAUUUUUUUUUUAA
Messenger RNA from Pseudopipra pipra, 1248 nucleotides. RefSeq names its product cell division cycle associated 8 (gene CDCA8). The transcript has 10 exons. Gene Ontology annotation, cellular component: chromosome passenger complex; spindle midzone; chromosome, centromeric region. The record is from RefSeq and is a predicted model, not a curated record. The coding region runs from base 163 to 1074 and encodes 303 amino acids. Gene Ontology annotation, biological process: mitotic sister chromatid segregation. NCBI's taxonomy places the organism in Eukaryota, Metazoa, Chordata, Aves, Passeriformes, Pipridae.